Phoenix dactylifera (date palm) is the source of this 1184-nucleotide messenger RNA. RefSeq names its product transcription factor FER-LIKE IRON DEFICIENCY-INDUCED TRANSCRIPTION FACTOR. NCBI's taxonomy places the organism in Eukaryota, Viridiplantae, Streptophyta, Magnoliopsida, Arecales, Arecaceae. Gene Ontology annotation, cellular component: nucleus. Gene Ontology annotation, molecular function: sequence-specific DNA binding; DNA-binding transcription factor activity; protein dimerization activity. The record is from RefSeq and is a predicted model, not a curated record. Gene Ontology annotation, biological process: regulation of DNA-templated transcription.
GAUAUGGAGGCGCACCAACUAUUCUUCACACCACAAACACUCCUCAUGGACUCCAUCCCUCAUGAUGAUCUCAUGAACUGCAAUGCCUUUGACGCAACCAUCACAAGCUACGAGCACGUCUUCGAUGAAUUCAUGCUCUUCGGAAAUGGUUACGAUGGCGAUGGGCUGCGUUCGACGGUCGAGAGCGUGUUCGGCGGCGAAGGCGAAGGUACUUCUGGCUUUGGCCUGCGCAUCGAUGCAGUCGAGGGCUCUCCCGAUGAUUACUUGCCGGCGGACGGCAUUGCAUCUGCGAGUCCUGAGGAGAAGCAAGGUGAUGGCAGCAAUUCCUCUGGGGGGGCAACAAAUGCGGCGAAGUCGAGGAGAGAUCGUUCAAAGACUCUGAUCUCCGAGAGGAGGCGGCGCGGUCGGAUGAAGGAGAAGCUCUAUGAACUGCGGUCCUUGGUUCCUAACAUAACUAAGAUGGACAAGGCCUCCAUUAUUGCUGAUGCAGUCAUGUAUGUGCAAAAUCUUCAAAGGCAAGCAAAGAAGCUAGUAGAGGAAAUCACUCUGCUUGAAUCCUCCUCGAAAGUAGAUAUUGUGUCGCGAAUUCCUUUCGAAAACACUAUGAAUGUUUCACAAGUUGAUCAGGGGAGAAGUGGUCUAUCCGGCGGAAAAGUUUUGAGAUUGAUAGCUCUUGAAGCAGGGGAAGGAAGAUUCUAUGUGAGGUUGGAGUGCAGCAAAGGUGAAGGUGUUUCAUCAGCCCUCUACUCUGCGGUCGAGUCUCUUGGGUGCUUCGAUUUAGAGAGCUCUAACAUCUCCAUUGCCUCUGAAAUAUACGUGUUAACACUAACACUGAAUGUUAGAGGAUUUGUGGAGGAGAUGAAUGUGUCAACUGUGAAGCUGUGGGUAAUGGGGGCAAUUCUUAAGGAGGGAUUUGAGUUCGAGAUGACUGCGAUAUUUUAGAUUUUUUUUGUCUCAUAAUUUUUCAUACUCUCCUUUGUCUUUUGGAUGUGUACCAUCUUAGACUGGAAAUGCUAACUGCAGGGGCAGCUUCUGGUUGCCUAGAUAAACCACCGAAAAAUAUUUCAUUAGAAGUUGUAAUUUGAGAAACAUUCUGAAGAGGUUUCUUGUUUUCAGAGAGAUUAAAUUGUUUGCUGUGUAAUAGUCUUGAAAUGAGGAAGAAGAGGCAAUAGAAAGUUUCUCAA